Oryza brachyantha (malo sina) is the source of this 1623-nucleotide messenger RNA. Its product is annotated as pentatricopeptide repeat-containing protein At2g15690, mitochondrial. NCBI's taxonomy places the organism in Eukaryota, Viridiplantae, Streptophyta, Magnoliopsida, Poales, Poaceae. Gene Ontology annotation, biological process: RNA modification. Gene Ontology annotation, molecular function: protein binding; RNA binding; zinc ion binding. The record is from RefSeq and is a predicted model, not a curated record. The transcript is spliced from 2 exons. The coding region runs from base 1 to 1398 and encodes 465 amino acids.
AUGUACUAUCAACUCCUCCACCUCCUCCUCUCCCGCCCCCUCUCCUCUUCCUCAUCCUACUCCUUCCACCCGUCCGCCCCCAACCAUGCCCCGCAACACCACUGGCAGCCGCCGCCGGCGGGACCUCCUCCCCCACCCAGGAACUACCAGCACCAGCCCCCGCCACCACGCUACGGCUACGGGGCUCCGCCACCUCCCCCACCGCGAAACAACUACGGGCCUCCAACCCAGGCGCCGCCGCAGCAUCAGUAUCAGGCGCCGCCGCCGCCGCCGCCGCCGCAGCCUGUGGCCGGGCCUGGGGAGCUGAUCGGGCUCGCGCGGGAGGGGCGGGUCAAGGAGGCGGUGGAGCUGCUCGACAAGGGGGCGCGCGCCGACCCGCACGCCUUCUUCGAGCUCGCCGCCGCUUGCGCCAACCCCAAGCUGCUCGACGAGCUCAGGAAGAUCCACGACUUCUUCCUCCGCUCGCCCUUCCGCGCCGACCUCCAGGUCAACAACAAGAUGCUCGAGAUGUACGCCAAGUGCGCCGCCAUGAACCACGCCCGCAGGACGUUCGACCAUAUGCCCGACCGGAACAUGGACUCCUGGCACAUCAUGAUCGACGGCUACUCGCUCAACGGCCUCGGGGACGUCGCGCUGCAGCUCUUCGAGGAGAUGAAGACCAAGUACGGCAUCGCACCCACCGCCCACACUUUCCUGCUCGUGCUCAAUGCUUGUGCCAACUCCGAGGCGAUCGAGGAGGCGUUCCUCUACUUCGAUGCCAUGUCCAGGGAUCACGGCAUUGAGCCUGGUGUGGAGCACUAUGUUGGGAUCAUUGAGGUCUUAGGGAAGUCAGGCCAUCUCAACGAGGCUGUGGAGUACAUCGAGAAGCUUCCAUUUGAGCCCAAUGCCAUGGUGUGGGAGUCACUCCUGAACCUUGCGCGCAUGAAUGGAGACAUUGACAUCGAGGACAGGGCGGAGGAGUUGCUGGUUUCGCUUGAUCCGACCAAAGUUAAUCCUAAGAAGCUCCCAACCCCAGCUCCAAAGAGGCGCCUCGGGAUCAAUAUGCUUGAUGGGAGGAACAAGCUGGUAGAGUACAGGUUGCCGCCCAAGAUUGAAAAGAAGGUGGUGAACGAGCAGCGAUAUGUCCCAGACACAAGGUAUGUUCUCCAUGACAUUGAUCAGGAGGCAAAGGAGCAGGCACUGCUGUACCAUAGUGAGAGGCUUGCGAUUGCCUAUGGUUUGAUUAGCACCCCAGCUAGGACUCCACUUCGCAUCAUUAAGAACCUCAGGAUCUGUGGGGACUGUCACAAUGCUAUCAAGAUCAUGUCGAGGAUUGUGGGGAGAGAGCUUAUCGUAAGGGAUAAUAAGCGGUUCCACCAUUUUAAGGAUGGGAAGUGCUCUUGUGGUGAUUAUUGGUGAACAUUGCUUUUGUUCAACUGAAUCCAAUGGUCUGAAUUUGCCAAUAUGGUGUAUUUUGCACUUAACUUUUCUCAUUAGGAUGGCAGCCAUCCUAUAUGAAUAUAUGUUGGCAGCCAUGCUUUUAGCACAUAAAAUUAUCAGUUAUGUGAUGGUAGUGUUAGUACGCCUGUUAUGCAUUCUCUUUUCUGAUCAUGAAGAUGAAUGUGAUGCUUCUAUCCUUGAUGG